Molecule: messenger RNA, 1387 nt
Organism: Cladocopium goreaui
Lineage: Eukaryota; Dinophyceae; Suessiales; Symbiodiniaceae
Source: the annotation of a GenBank genome assembly
CUUGACACCUGUAGCUGCCAGCAAUUGAAAGAUGCCACCGAAGAAGAAAGUCGAGGAGGAGGUCGUUGGACCAUGGAUGCUUGGAAGAUGGUCUCGGGCACUGAAAGUGGGCCUCGUUGGCAUGCCGAACGUUGGCAAGAGCACCCUCUACAACACUUUGAGUAAGUCGCAUCAUUCGAAGACUGCAAACGUGCCGUUCUGCACUAUUGACCCCACUGAGACCAGGGCGUUCUUGGAAGAUGAGCGCUUUGAUUGGCUAGUGGCACAACACAAGCCGAAAAGUGAAGUGAAGGCCUUUGUGACUGUAGUUGACAUUGCUGGGCUGAUCUCAGGCGCUCACAAAGGUGAAGGAUUGGGCAACGCUUUCCUUUCUCAUAUUCAAUCGGUGGACGGAAUUUGCCACGUCAUGAGAGCCUUCGAGGAUGACGACGUGAUUCACGCCGAAGACACAGUUGAUCCUGUUCGGGACAUCAAUACAAUUUGCUCUGAGCUGCGGCUAAAAGAUAUCAGCUACAUGAAGGGCAAGGUGGAAUUCCACAAGAAAGGCCACGCAGCUGCGAGGACAAAGUCGCCAGCCCACCUCAAGAAGUGGGAGGAGGAGCUUGAGUGCAUGGAGAAGAUCAUCGCCUGGCUAGAGGAGGGAAAGGAUGUGAAGAACGGUAUGGAGCAUUGGACCACCAAGGACAUCGAGUUCUUGAACGACUACGGCCUUUUGACCGCAAAACCCUGCAUGUAUGCUGUAAACAUGAACAAGCGUGACUUCUGCCGGAAAAAGAACAAAUUCUUGAAGCCCAUCUUCGAUUGGGUGCAGGCAAACUCCCCUGGAAGCACUAUCAUCCCAUAUUGUGGUGCUUUUGAAGAAGAACUGCAAGAUAUGGAAACCGAUGCCGAAAGAGAGAAGCAACUGCAGGAGGACGGUGUCACCAGCGCAAUGCCCAAGAUGAUCUCAACCGCCUUCCACAUGGUGCACUUGGUCAAUUUCUUUACUGCUGGCCCUGAUGAAGUGAAAGCCUGGACCGUUCGAAAGGGUUUCAAGGCUCCACAAGCAGCAGGAGUAAUCCACACUGAUUUUGAGAAAGGUUUUAUCAUGGCGGAGGUCAUGUCAUUCUCUGACUUGAAAGAAUUGGGCAGUGAGGCCAAUGUGAAGGCAGCCGGAAAGUAUCGUCAGGAAGGCAAAAACUAUGAGGUGCAAUCUGGAGAUGUGAUCUUCUUCAAGUUCAACCUCGGUAAGGGAAAAUAAGCGGCCCUAUGAGCGGCCCUACCAGCGGCCCUCCUGCGGAUAGCCCGGAGUUUGCCCUAGUUUUUUGAGCAUGAAGGCAGCGGUGCCGUAAGAAAACGCUCAAAGAUGACAAAGCCAUGUACAGUUUUGCGACAAAAAUGCCAUAAA